AUGAUAGUAAUCCAAUGCGACAGCCCCUCAAAGGAUCAGCUACCUUGCCCUCGUGAAACAAAAGGCGAGGACAUCAGAAAGUCUGUGGAAACUGCCAUAAUGAAGUCACUUUCAGGCAGAUCAAUUAACUACAGCAUUUUCAUUGAAAAUGAAAAGCCAUUGCCGCAUGAAACAAAACUUGAUGAUCUAAAUACAGGCAGACAAAUUAUUGGUCAUAAUGCUGAUAGGGCAUGA
Messenger RNA from Dovyalis caffra, 234 nucleotides. The record is from the annotation of a GenBank genome assembly. Lineage: Eukaryota; Viridiplantae; Streptophyta; Magnoliopsida; Malpighiales; Salicaceae.